AAUUCGUUAAUUUUUAGUUAAGAGUUCGGAUAAAACUCAUAAAAGACUCCAACACAUACUUUCUCUCCAUUUUUCGGAUUUCGUAAAUCCUCAAUCGAAAAUUUGUUUCCGCCAUAGCUUCGAAGCUCGCGAUUGUACUGAGCUUUUUCCGAUUGGGGAGCUUCGGAUGCUGGUUGGAGUUGAGUGUUGGCGUUUGAAGAUCAGUUUGUUUAGAAAGGGGAAGAGAGGAAUUGAAGAUGAGUUCGCGCAGCAGGAGUCAAAGCCGUAGCCGUAGCCGUAGCAGAAGCAGGAGUCCUCGAGAUCGUAGAAUGCGAUCUCAACGCCCUUCUUUUCGUGAUGCUCCAUAUAGGAGAGAUGCACGUCGGGGUUUCAGCCAAAGCAAUGUCUGUAACAACUGCAAACAGCCUGGUCACUUUGCUAGAGAAUGUACAAACGUUGCUGUUUGCAACAACUGCGGCCUCCCUGGGCAUAUUGCUGCUGAGUGUACCACAAAAUCUCUUUGCUGGAACUGUCGUGAGCCUGGGCAUAUGGCCAGUAACUGCUCAAAUGAGGGCAUCUGCCAUGCAUGUGGCAAAGCUGGGCACCGUGCCAGAGAAUGCCCGAAUCCUGAACUCCCACCCGGUGACUUGAGACUGUGUAACAAUUGCUUCAAGCAAGGCCAUGUUGCUGCGGAAUGCACAAAUGAUAAGGCAUGCAAGAAUUGCAGGAAGACAGGACACCUUGCUCGUGACUGCUCUGAUGAGCCCGUUUGUAACUUGUGCAAUGUCUCUGGCCACGUGGCCAGGCAAUGUCCGAAAGCUGAUGUUCUUAAUGACCGGGGCAGUGGUGGUGGUGGUGGUGGAGGUCGUUAUGGUGGUUUUGGAGGAGGUGGUGGUGGACAUGGUGGAGGUCGUUAUGGUGGUUUUGGAGGAGGCAGUGGAGGAUAUCCCAUGGGAGGAGGAGGGGGUUAUCGUGAUAUCAUCUGCAGGAGUUGUGGCCAGAUGGGACAUAUGAGCAGAGAUUGCAUGGGCGGUCCAGCUAUGGUUAUCUGUCACACCUGUGGUGGUCGAGGACAUAUGUCUUAUGAAUGCCCUUCAGGAAGAAUGAUGGAUCGCAUGCCACCGAGGAGGUACUGAGAUGGCAUAUCUUAUUGAUUACACUUUGGAUGAUGGAAUUGAUUUCCAUGAAGUUCGUUGACCGAAUAAAAACUUGUAUGUUGUCGUGCUUUUUUUGUUUAGUCAGUCAUUACAGAAUUUUUGGUGACUUUGUUGCUGCCGUUUUGGUUUUGAAUUUCCUGUUGACAAUUAUAGAGCUAUUAAGUUUUGUGUUUUUUUUUUUUUUUUUUUUUUUUUUUUUUUUUUUUUUUUUUUUUUUUUUUUUGGAUAUAGCUAUUAUGUUAUUGGCUAGUUUGAAUUUACUCGUUUAGUUAUUGUGUGCUACAGAAGUGUGUGCUGCAAACUAUAGAGAAGGCUGAUUGUAUUUUAAUAUUUUUAUUGCCCUCUUGAUUGUGAUUGAUGUUCGUUUUUUUUCUGUUAACAAGCUUUAGGCUCUUUUGAUGAGAUUCUACCAGACCUCAGAAAUUCAAUCUUUUCCAGCUAAAUUGAUGCUUACAAGGUCUCAAUGCCAAUAUGCUCUACCUCAUCAAUUAGAUUCUUAGAGAUUGGACUGCACCCAGCGAACCUGUAUGGCCUUGAGAAUUCCAUCCUACCUUUGAAAUUAACAUUACAUCUAUAGACAUGUCCUUGAAAGCAUUCUGUGAGAGGUUCUAUCCCAUUUUCCAUAGGAAAUUUGUCACAGAAAACUCAAUUGUUCGAGAACUCUGAGGGGUUCAAUACCUUAUUUGGUAGGAAACUUGUCGUCCUUAGAAAUAUUAUACCUUUCUGAAAGAAGCUGAAUAACUCCAUUCCAGAUAGCCUGGCCAACUCUCAGAGUUAUUCAAGUUGCAUCUUGAAGUGGUAGGGAAUUCCAGCAGAAGUUCAUUUGAUCCCAUAAAAAAAAAAAAAAAAAAAAAAAAAA
Molecule: messenger RNA, 1995 nt
Organism: Chenopodium quinoa (quinoa)
Lineage: Eukaryota; Viridiplantae; Streptophyta; Magnoliopsida; Caryophyllales; Amaranthaceae
Product: DNA-binding protein HEXBP-like
Exons: 4
Coding region: 237-1115 (292 amino acids)
Molecular function (GO): zinc ion binding; nucleic acid binding
Source: RefSeq, a predicted model, not a curated record